CGUCUUGAAGCCACAGCCACAGCCAGGCACGCAUCUACGCCCAUAUCCACCAUCGAAUCCUCGAGCACAAAUGGCUGCAGCCCCGCCUCCGCCCCCCCAAUGGGUCAUCGACCUCAACUCGACGCCCGCAUCCAAGCCCAAGAAUGCCGCUCUCAUCGACCCACCUGGUUAUACGGCCUCGCUGACCAAGAAGGAGCGUUCCCAGGCCUCCAAGAACCAGCGCGUACCCCCAACCGCAGACGAGAUGGACACGCUCAAGAUGAAAAAAGCCUGGGAGGUUGCCAUUGCCCCCGCUAAGCAGCUGCCCAUGAAUGCCUUUGGCAUGUACAUGACCGGAAACACACUCCAAAUCUUCUCCGUCUUUAUGGUCUUUACCCUCUUCAAGACGCCCGUCCUCGCUGUCCUUGGCCUCCAACGCACCUUUGCCCCAUACCAAACCCCCGGCACCGCCGGCCGCCUGCUCGGAGUCAAACUCGUCUACAUUGCCUGCAACUUGCUCAUGUUAGCUCUUGGAAUCUGGAAGGUCAACGCAAUGGGUCUGUUACCUACGACGCGGUCAGAUUGGCUGGCAUGGGAAAGCGAAAGAACAUGGUCAGAAAGAGCUGUGCCUCAGGAAUGGCUAUAGCCUUUUUUUUUCCAUUCGCUUGGAAUACACGAAUUGAACAUAUGAGGCCCUCUGUGUCCAUGGCCUCUAUAAAUUGAUCUUUUCUUAAU
Bipolaris maydis ATCC 48331 is the source of this 714-nucleotide messenger RNA. RefSeq lists its product as uncharacterized. NCBI's taxonomy places the organism in Eukaryota, Fungi, Ascomycota, Dothideomycetes, Pleosporales, Pleosporaceae. The record is from RefSeq and is a predicted model, not a curated record. Gene Ontology annotation, cellular component: EMC complex. Gene Ontology annotation, biological process: protein folding in endoplasmic reticulum.